Molecule: messenger RNA, 3254 nt
Organism: Musa acuminata subsp. malaccensis (wild Malaysian banana)
Lineage: Eukaryota; Viridiplantae; Streptophyta; Magnoliopsida; Zingiberales; Musaceae
Product: heat shock 70 kDa protein 17
Biological process (GO): endoplasmic reticulum unfolded protein response
Cellular component (GO): endoplasmic reticulum chaperone complex
Molecular function (GO): ATP-dependent protein folding chaperone; ATP binding
Source: RefSeq, a predicted model, not a curated record
AACUCCGGAAGAGAAGAGUGAGCUCCGCUUCCCUCCUCCCUCCUUCCGUAGAGCUCCAAUUCCAAUUCCCGCGGAGGCGACUUCUCCAAACCCUAAUUCUAAUCAUCUUCCAAUGGUGGUAUUCCCCUCCCGUUCCCCAUCCCCUGGUUUCUGAUCCCAUCUUUCGCUACCAGAAAUCCGUUCUUGAUCUCGAUCCGUGGCCGGCGCUCGAGAUCGGCCGCCGCCAAGAUGAUGAGAUCUGCGGCUGGAAUCCGGUUACGCUUGGCCCUAUUUUUGAUCUUUUCCUCGUUUUCUAUUCCCUCCGAAUCGGCCGUCUCGAGCAUCGAUCUGGGCUCCGAAUGGAUGAAGGUGGCCGUCGUCAACCUGAAGCCCGGCCAGAGCCCGAUCUCCAUCGCCAUCAACGAGAUGUCCAAACGGAAGUCCCCGGCCCUCGUCGCCUUCCAUGGUGGUAACCGCUUCGUCGGCGAGGAGGCCGCCGGGAUCGUCGCGAGGUACCCCGAUAAGGUGUACUCAUUGGUCCGCGACAUGAUUGGGAAGUCUUAUAAGCAUGCCAAGGAUCUCGCCAAUUCGCUCUACCUACCGUACGAUCUCAUCGAGGACACGAGAGGGGCCGCCGGUAUCAGGGUCGAUGAUGGGGUCACCGUCUAUACCGCAGAGGAGUUGCUUGCGAUGAUCCUUAGUUAUGGGAUGAGCUUAGCGAAGUCCCACGCGAGGGUUCCGGUGAAGGAUGCGGUGAUUGCAGUGCCACCCUAUUUUGGCCAGGCGGAACGGAGGGGAGUGCUUCAGGCGGCGCAUCUGGCUGGGAUCAAUGUGCUUUCACUGAUUAACGAGCACGCUGGCGCUGCUUUGCAGUAUGGGCUCGAUAAGGAUUUCUCGAACGAGUCACGACAUGUUAUACUCUACGAUAUGGGUUCCAGUAGCACUUACGCUGCUCUAGUUUACUUCUCGGCGUACAAUACUAAGGAGAUCGGGAAGACAAAAUCUGUUAAUCAGUUCCUGGUAAAGGAUGUUAGAUGGGAUGCUAAACUUGGAGGUCAAGAUAUGGAGAUGCGGUUGGUGGAGUAUUUUGCUGAUGAGUUCAAUAAGCAAUUAGGAAAUGGAAUUGAUGUGAGGAAGUCUCCUAAGGCAAUGGCUAAACUGAAGAAACAAGUCAAGCGUACAAAAGAAAUUUUGAGUGCAAAUACGGUAGCCCCAGUUUCAGUGGAAUCCCUCUUUGAGGACCUUGAUUUCAGAAGCACAAUAUCCCGUGAAAAAUUUGAAGAACUAUGUGCAGACUUGUGGGAGAGGGUGCUUGUGCCAGUAAAAGAGGUGCUGAGACAUUCCAGCUUGAAGAUAGAUGAAAUCUAUGCUGUGGAGCUGAUUGGUGGGGCUACUCGUGUGCCAAAAUUACAGGCGAAGCUUCAGGAAUUUCUUGGAAGGAAUUAUCUGGACAAGCACCUUGAUGCUGAUGAAGCAAUAGUUCUUGGCUCAUCGUUGCAUGCUGCAAAUUUGAGUGAUGGCAUCAAGCUGAACCGUAAGCUAGGAAUGAUUGAUGGAUCUUCUUAUGGCUUUUUGCUUGAAUUAGAUGGCCCUGAUCUUUUAAAAGAUGAGAAUACUAAUAUGUUGCUUAUACCACGGAUGAAAAAAAUGCCCAUCAAGUUAUUCAGGUCUAUCAAACAUAACAAGGACUUUGAAGCUUCUCUUAGCUAUGACAAAGUGAAUGAACUGCCCCCAGGAGUUUCUACUUAUAUAUUUGCACAAUAUUCAGUAUUGGGUCUGACUGAAGCCAGUGAAAAGUAUGUGGCUCGCAAUCUCUCAGCUCCCAUCAAAGCAAAUCUGCAUUUUUCUUUGAGCAGAAGUGGAGUUUUAUCUCUGGAUCGAGCUGAGGCGGUUAUUGAGAUAUCUGAGUGGGUAGAAGUUCCUAAGAAAAACACAACAUUGGAGAAUAAUGCCACUAAUAGCUUUAACGUAUCUACUGAAACAAGUCCAGGAAACAGUUCGCAAGAUAAUGCAGAAAACCUGAAUUCUGCUGAUAGUACUAAUGGCUCAUCCAACUCUACAAAAGGCGAGCAAGCUUCAGAUAUCAUUACAGAAAAAGUAUUAAAGAAGAAAACCUUUAGGGUACCAUUGAAGGUACUGGAAAAAACUACAGGCCCUGGAUCUGUUCUUUCAGAAGAAUCAAUUUCUGAAGCUAAAAUCAAAUUAGAGGCACUUGACAAAAAGGAUGCUGAAAGGAGGAUAACUGCAGAGCUCAAAAAUAGCCUCGAAGAAUAUAUAUAUUCUACAAGAGAAAAGAUAGAAGAUAAUAAUGAAGUUGAGAAAAUAUCAUCUGAAGAAGAGCGCUACUCUUUUGUAGAGAAACUUACUGAGGUGCAAGAGUGGUUGUAUACUGAUGGUGAGGAUGCUUCAUCAGGUGAAUUCAAAGAACGACUAGAGUUACUUAAAGCCAUUGGUGACCCAAUAUUUUUCAGAUUAAACGAGUUGACUGCACGACCACUUGCUUGUGAACAUGCUCAGUUGUACCUUGGUGAGCUGCAAAAGAUCGUAAAUAACUGGGAAACAAAUAAACCAUGGCUUCCCAAAACUAGAAUCGAGGAGGUACUGAGCGAAGCGGAAAAACUUAAAAAUUGGUUGGUAGAGGUGGAGGAACUACAAAAGAAGGCAUCCCUCCUCAGCACACCAAUCUUCACGUCAGAUGAAGUCUACCAGAAAGUGUCCAAGCUUCAGGAUAAGGUAGCAAGCGUCAAUAGGAUUCCGAAGCCAAAACCAAAACCUGAGAAGCCUCCAAAGGAAGAACCAGCCAACCAUGAUAACAGCACAAGCACCUCCAACUCCACUUCUGGUGAGCAAACAUCUGAGACAGGGCACGCCACGCAAGAUUCAUCCAGCACAACAGCUGAUCAAGAAAAUGUGGUCCAUGCGGAGUUGUGAUAUCUUCAUCUAGUUACCAGCUGUAAGUCUAGAUGGAUAGCUGUUGACUUCCGGGGGAAUAUACCAUAACUUCAGAGACAUACGGUUGAUUCCAAAGUGGUGGGUUCUGCUGCGAGCAAUUUUGUUAGUCUAUGCGCCGUCAGCGUUGCAUCCAAGAGUUAUGAGCCAUCGUUAAGAGUCUCACAUAUGCAAUUACUUGGAUACCAUGUUCUUUCAUUUGGUCAUGCUUCAAUGGCUGCAAAAGCGCAGGGGCCUUUACAUUUGAUUUAUUAUGUUGAUUAACCCCACUAAUCAGGGGGUAUCCUGUACCUUAAAUCAUCAAGCACGCUCUAAUUUUGUACUAA